UUUAUAUAAAAAGAAGAAUUUAAAUAAAGAAGCGAUGUCGUUUUAGAUUGCCGGGUAUGUUAACGUUGAUUUCCUUGUGCAGCAGGCAUCCAACUUUUCUAGUUGCCUGUUCCCGUGAGAAUACCAGAAAAAACCAUGAAUAUUGUACGUACAAAAACAUCUAAAGCCAUUAGCUUUCUUAACCAAACCCAACUCGGAGGCAUCAAAUCUAUGUGCAGCAGAGGUGAACUUAAACAAGAUUCCAAAUUGAUUCAAUUAAAUUCUUCUUUUUACAAGAAAAUUUUGCAGCUUUGCAUCAAUUCUAAAGCCAAAAGGCAAGGUCUUUUAGUUCACAGCCAACUUUUAGAAAAUGGGUAUUUUUCAAAUGUCCAUUUAGCUACCAAAUUAAUCAUUUUUUACGUUAAAUUUGGUGACAUGUUGGCUGCAAAGAAAGUGUUUGAUAAAAUGGUUGAAAGAACUGUUGUGUCGUGGACAGCUAUGAUUUCAGGGUAUUCCCAAAAUGGGUUUUUCAAGAAUGCUCUGUUGGUAUUUUCGGGGAUGCGAAAAGCGGGUUUUAAGGGUAAUCAGUUUAGUUAUGGGAGUGCAUUGAAAGCUUGUACUGGGUUGAGGUGUUUGGAAAGAGGGUUGCAAAUUCAAGGGUGUAUUGAGAAAGGGAGGUUUGUUGGGAACUUGUUUGUGCAGAGUGGGUUACUUGAUUUGCACGCAAAGUGUGGAAACAUGGAGGAUGCUAAUCGGUUGUUUAAUGGAAUGGGAGAAAGGGAUUUGGUUUCUUGGAAUGUGAUGAUUGGUGGAUUUGCUCUUCUGGGAUUUGCUGACAAUGCAUUUCAGUUGCUUCAAGAAAUGAUGAGAGAAGGAAAGAUCCCUGAUUGCUUCACCUUGGGCAGUGUUUUGAGAGUCUCGGUCGGAGGUGUUGGUCUCAUGAUGGUCAGCCAAGUACAUGGACUGAUCAACCGGCUAGGGUUUGAAUCAUAUAAUGUGUUGGCUGGAUCACUAGUUGAUGCUUAUUCUAAAUGUGGAAGUCUGCAGUGUGCUUCUAAGUUAUAUAGAUAUAUGCCAGCCAAAGAUGUUAUAUCCUGCACGGCCUUGAUCACUAGCUUUGCACGUGAAGGCAAGCAUGAUAGGGAUGCAUUGGAUCUCUUUAAAGAAAUAAAAUCAAUGCAAAUGGGAAUGGACAAUAUGAUACUGUGCUCUGUUCUUAACAUAUCUGCUAAUGUAGCGGAACUGAGCUUGGGAAGACAGAUCCAUGCUUUUUCUUUGAAAUGUCAACCCUCUAAUGAUGUGGCAAUGGGCAAUGCUCUAAUUGACAUGUAUGCAAAAUCUGGGGAAAUAAAAGAUGCUAACAAAGUAUUUAAUGAAAUGGAUGAGAGAAAUGUGAUUUCAUGGACAUCACUUAUUGCUGGAUAUGGAAAGCAUGGCUAUGGACACGAGGCAAUUGCAUUAUAUGAGAAAAUGGAGCAUGAAGGGAUGAAACCAAACGAUGUAACUUUUUUGUCCCUUCUCUUUGCUUGUAGCCAUACUGGGUUGAUUAAUAAAGGAUCAGAAUUGUUUAAUGCAAUGGUUAGCAAAUACAAGAUAUUGCCCCGAGCUGAGCAUCUUUCCUGCAUGGUGGAUCUUUUUGCACGUGGAGGUCAUUUAGAAGCUGCAUAUAAUCUGAUACAUGCGAUGAAUAUUGAGCCUACCACAUCACUUUGGGGUGCCAUUCUUGGGGCUAGUAACAUCUAUGGCAACAUUUAUAUAGGAGAAGCAGCAGCUACACACCUUUUUAAUAUAGAUCCAGAGAAGUCAGUUAAUUACAUUGCCUUAGCUGGCAUAUAUGUGGGAGCUGGUGCAUGGGAAAAUGCUUGGGAGACACGUAAAUUAAUGGAUGAAAGAAGUGCUGUAAAGGAUCCAGGAUACAGCUUUCUGAGCUCUACAAAGAAGGAAAUGGUUCUUUUGAAGGCACAUUGAAAUAGUCAUGUUGUCUUAUUAUAUUGUUAAUGUGGGAGAUACAUCUGUAUUUACAAAUUACAAGAACUUUUUAGACACUUAAAUUUAUGUUGAUGGUACAGAAGAGUUGGAGUAUCGAUUUUGUUUAUUUUCAUUUUUCUCAAAGGACAUCAAUCUGGUUGACUAAUGUCCUUCUGAUGCUGCAUAGCGUCUCAACAUCAUGGUAUUUACUCUAACUGGAGCUCUAUGGUCAGGUAUUUUCUUGUCCACACUGAUUUCAAACAAGUAUUAACUAUAGUGUGCUAAUAUAUGUGCAUGUAGAUGUGUGUUA
This is a messenger RNA of Durio zibethinus, 2257 nucleotides long. The record is from RefSeq and is a predicted model, not a curated record. NCBI's taxonomy places the organism in Eukaryota, Viridiplantae, Streptophyta, Magnoliopsida, Malvales, Malvaceae.